Messenger RNA from Solea senegalensis (Senegalese sole), 3000 nucleotides. It is a transcript of the gene vash2, whose product is annotated as vasohibin 2. Gene Ontology annotation, cellular component: cytoplasm. NCBI's taxonomy places the organism in Eukaryota, Metazoa, Chordata, Actinopteri, Pleuronectiformes, Soleidae. The transcript is spliced from 9 exons. The coding region runs from base 827 to 1957 and encodes 376 amino acids. Gene Ontology annotation, biological process: regulation of angiogenesis. The record is from RefSeq and is a predicted model, not a curated record.
CGCGAGCGCCAGAGGAUGGGGGGGGACUAGCGACAGGCAGCUAGAGAACAGACGGCAGCUGGUGGCACCGUUUCUUCCCCGGUGAUUUAAUCAUGUGAAGAACGGAAGCCAUUUUCUUUUUAAAUCAACAUGUUUUCAAGAGGGAGCUGAUCCCGAGGCGGCAGAGCGGGCGCUGCCGGCGAAGGAACCUGCCGAGGAGGCUCUUUUAUCGGACUGGAAUGGUGGGAAGACCCCGCAGUGUUCCCGUAAUAGAAGAAGCCACCAGCAAACAUCCGGUUAGGAUUUUCCAAAAAAAAUAAAAGCGCGCUAAAACUAACCGGAUUAGCGAUCUUCCGUGAUUAUGAGGACAUAUAGUCAAUAAAUUAAUUAUUAAACAAAUUAACGACGUGGCUAAAAGUUCGUAUCGCUUCGCGUUUUGGCACCCUUUGACAAGACCGAGCAAAAUGGGGCUUUUAUUUUGACGGGUAGACUUUCCCGUACUUCCCGUGCAGGCAGCCGCACGCUCGCGCCGGCUUGACAGUCGAGAAGGAGGAGGUGAAGUUACAAAAAAGGCUUGAACCAAAACAAGACUUCACGGCCUGAGGGGGACGACAACGACGCCGUGGUAUGAAUGAGACUCGCCGCCGGUUACCGUGUGUUUUCCGGCUCCGACGCCUUUUAAACCGGAGCCCCCUCUGUUUGUGUGAACCCGGAGCCCCGGUGGAAAUACGGUUUGCCCUUGAAGGUGAAAAUGUCUCGUCCCACACUGACGGAGGAAGAGCAGCUCUCGUAGCUGGAGGAGGAUUCCCUGCUCUCACUUCUCCUCCUUGUCGGCCUCCCGGGAUCGAUGACCGGACCCAACUCCCCAAGCCGCACCGGCACCUCCUCGGCCAAACUGAGCAGGUACGGCCGGUCAAAGAGCAGCAGCGCGCACUGCCUGCUCCGCUGCACCACCCAGGAAGGAUCCUCCGCGUCUCCUCCUCCUCUUCUUCCUCCUACUCGCAACAGCUCCCACUCCCCCGGGGAGGAAGAGGAGAAGGAUGGGGGCGCUCUCUUCUACGUGAACCGCACCGGUUUCCCCAUUGAGGGCAUCACCUGGGAGAGGAUGUGGUCCCACGUGGCUGCUGUGCACCCCGAGGGCCAGGAGAUGGUGGACAGGAUACGGAACGCCGCGUACCUGCCCAGGCUUCCUGUUCUGUCCGUCCCGACCUUCAAACCGUCCAUGUCCGUCCCCGACUGGCUGGUGUCCGUCCAGAACUUCAUGAAGGCCCUGCAAUAUAACCACACGGGAACACAGUUCUUUGAAAUCAAGAAGACGCGUCCACUGUGUGGGUUAAUGGAGACGGCAAGAGAGAUGAUCAGGGAGUCUUUGCCAAUCAAAUGCCUGGAAGCUGUCAUCUUAGGGAUCUACCUGACCAACGGGCUGACUUCUCUGGAGCGUUUCCCCAUCAGCUUCAAGACGCAGUUCUCCGGCCACUGCUUCCACCACGUGGUGCUCGGCGUCUACUGCAACGGCCGCUACGGGUCGCUGGGCAUGAGCCGCCGUCAGGACCUGAUGGACAAACCGCUGGUCCACCGCACACUGGGGGAGUUGGUGGCCGAUUUUGAGAGCUCCUACAGGAGAUACCAGCACACCCUGAAGAAGGUGAAGAUCGGACUGUACGUGCCUCAUGACCCACACGUCUUCCAGCCAAUCGAGUGGAAGCAUCUGGUGCUGAACGCCGCCAGACUGGGAGCUCAGGAGAUGAGGAAGGAGCUGGAGAAACACGGCCGAGACAUGAGGAUGAAGAUCCUGAAAUCCUCCAGCGCUCAGUCACCAAUCAAAGAGCGGAGCCGCGGGAAAUCGCUAUCGCCGCGGCGACGGCAGAGCAGUCCUCAGAGACGCUUCGCACAGCGCAGAGACAAAUCACCGGCCUCCGUGGACAGGAAACCUCCAGAGCUCAGCACUCUCAACGACGGCUACCAGAUACGCAUCUGACCUUCUACAUUCAUCCAUUCAUCGUCCAUCUGUUCAUCCGUCCAUCGUCUUUAACACCUGAAGAAAACCUGAAGAAGAAGCUCUGACAAAGACGAGGUGGACACGAUGAAGACGAGAACUUUACUGAGCUUCAACAGCGAGAACGUCCUCAGAAGAUCCUUCACGCGCACACACACACUCACUCACUCAUGAACAAUUCAUGGAUUCAUUUACGUUUCACCUUUCUGCGACGUCCUCAGGAUGAGAAACGUCCAUGUCCCUCAAGAAAAGUAGGUCCAAGUGUUGCGAUGUCAGAAAACGUCUCUGCGACUUUUAAACAAAGACAAAAACGUCACUUUAGCGACAAAGUGCCACAGUUUUCCGACAUUUUCAUUUUAUUUAUUUCUAUUUAUUCGUAUUAUUUCGCAGUAAAAGUAACAGUUAAUUUGACUUUUAUUGAUCGCGUAGAGAAAUGAAAAGACGCAGAGGAGACGAAUAUCCCUCUUUUCCGUCCUCAGUAACUGAACAUAAAAUCGCAGUAAAUUAGUCCGCGAUUGUUCAUUUUGCUAUAAAACUUCUUGUUUUUCUAAAGUUCGCAGCCAUUUCGUAUUAAAAAUGCAAACAAGUUUACGUUAAAAGUUCUUACGCCUGGAAAAAAAAACCACGAUCAUUUCAAAAUCCGCGUCACUUUCUACUAAAACAAAAUGGCAAAAAAUUGUUGUGUGAUUUGUGACGUUUCAUUUCAAAAUCGUGCGUUUAUUUCGCGUUAAAAAACAACAAGCUAUGCACACGUCAAGUCCGGGGGGGCGGAGAUAAAAUCCUCGUCUUCCGCAGUAUUUUUUGGUUUCCGGAAAUGAAGCGUGUAGAAUAAUUUGUAAAAAUGUUUGACGAGGAGUUUUUACGACUUUUAUCUGUUUUGUGUCGCAGGAAACGCGAUAUUUUUUGUAACCUGAAGGUGGCGCAGAGACACGUUUGACGACCAGCACGAAAACAACAAAAGCACAAAAGCUGCUUUUUUCUCUACGAGUUUGUGGACAAACCGAACUCAAGAAGAAGAAGAAGAA